AUGAUGCUGUGCUACACUUUUCUGUAUCACUUGCUGUCUUUGGCAGCGAUUGUCGUGAUUGUAAGCUGCGGAGCUGGCGAGCAGAGGAGAGGAACGGAUAGUAGUACAGGUGGCAGUAGCAACACCGGAGGAAGCGGUAGCAGACGAUUUCAUAAGAUCCAGCACGGCCAGUGUACCUACACCUUCAUUCUCCCUGAAGGAACGGAGGAUUCCUGUCGAGAGGCAAAAGGUGGAAGCCCGCAGUAUAAUGCUAAUUCUCUCCAGAGAGAUGCACCGCCACCUGAUACAGACUUUCCGAAACAGAAGAUCCAGCAGCUUGAACAUAUUAUGGAGAAUUACACACAGUGGCUACAGAAGAUUGAGAAUUACAUCAAAGAAAGAAUGAAAACAGAAAUGGCUCAACUGCAACAGAGCGCCGUUCACAACCACACGGCGGCCAUGUUGGAAAUGGGUACCAACAUUCUGUCUCAAACCGCAGAACAAACACGGAAGCUGACGGAUGUUGAAACGCAGGUUUUAAAUCAAACAUCAAGGCUUGAGAUCCAGCUGCUGGAAAAUUCUCUUUCCACUAACAAGUUGGAGAAGGAGUUAAUGGUCCAGACCAAUGAGAUCACCAAGCUCCAUGACAAAAACAGCCUCCUUGAGCAGAAGAUGUCAGAGAUGGAGAUGAGGCACCGUGAAGAAUUGGAGACUCUAAAGCAGGAGAAGGGACGUCUCCAUCUUCUUGUUGGUCAGCAGAGCGGGGUUAUUAAAGAGCUUGAAUCCCAGUUGAGUCGGGCCACAGGAAAUAGCACUGCCCUGCAAAGACAACAACAGGAGAUGAUGGACACUGUCCACAACUUACUCAACCUUUGCUCCAAAGAUGGAGUCCCGAAGGUCCUGGAUGAAGAAAAGAAGUUCCGCGAUUGUGCCGACCUUUACCAGGCUGGCUUUCAUAAGAAUGGCGUCUACAACAUCCAGAUCAACCAGCAGGAGAACAAAAGGGUGUAUUGCAACAUGGAAACAGCUGGCGGUGGAUGGACGAUCAUCCAGCGGCGGGAAGACGGCAGUGUGGAUUUCCAGAGAACGUGGAAGGAAUACAAAAUGGGUUUUGGAAGCACAUCUGCAGAGCACUGGUUGGGGAAUGAAUACGUUUAUCUGUUGACCAGCCAAAGGCAGUACAUUCUCCGCGUCGAACUGACAGACUGGGAUGGACACCAGGCCUUCUCACUAUAUGAUCGCUUUCAAAUUGGCAGCGAGAAACAGAACUACAGGCUGUUCCUGAAAAGUCACAGUGGGACGGCAGGCAGACAGAGCAGUCUAGUGAUCCACGGAGCAGACUUCAGCACCAAGGACAUGGACAAUGACAACUGCAUGUGCAAGUGCGCCCUUAUGUUCACCGGCGGUUGGUGGUUUGAUGCUUGCGGCCCUUCCAACCUGAACGGCAUGUACUUUGUGCAAGGGCAGCACAUAGGGAAGGUAAAUGGUAUCAAGUGGCACUACUUCAAGGGUCCCAGCUACUCACUACGAGCCACAGCCAUGAUGAUCCGCCCGCUAGAGUUCUCCUAG
This is a messenger RNA of Nerophis lumbriciformis (worm pipefish), 1548 nucleotides long. The record is from RefSeq and is a predicted model, not a curated record. NCBI's taxonomy places the organism in Eukaryota, Metazoa, Chordata, Actinopteri, Syngnathiformes, Syngnathidae.